UCUGUUUAGUGUGUCUUCACUGACGCCCACAGAUGAGAGCACUUCACCACCUUUCUGUUGCACACUUCUCUGAUUGACAGUAAUGGCCAAACAUGACAUGUCUGACCAUAUUUAUGGCAACAUCAACUGGAUGAAAAGGGAUUCAUUUGGAACUAGGAAAUCUGCCAAAGAGAAGCGAUGUAGACCUAACGUUAUCUGUGCCAAGGUCCUUGUUGUUCUUCUUCUCAUCCUGUCUCUGCUGGUUAAUGGGGUGCUGACAUAUUUGUGUGUCACUAAAUACAGUAUGCUGCUGCAUUGUGAGCCAGUAACAAACUGCUCAAUUUCAGACCAUGAACAAGGUAGUCCAGGCUGCACUUACGAUGAGGACUGGAGCUCAAACUACUGCCCAGAUUUGCCAGAGCAGUGGUAUAAGGGCAACGGCAGAUUUUACGUUUUCUCCAGUUACAACAAGACCUGGACCUCCAGCAGAGAGUAUUGUAAGAGUCUGGGUGGAGAUCUGGCCAUUAUCAACAACACAGAGGAGAAGGAAUUUCUUGCUCGGAGGCUAUGUGUUACUGGUGAAUCUGAUCUCUACUGGGCUGGGAACAAGGAUGGAAACUGGCCAAAUCUGGACUCCAAACAACACAACUGUGCUGUACUUAAAGGAAAUACACAAGAAAGCAUAUCUUGCUUGAGAGAGGAGAGGAGCAUUUGUGAGAUCCCAUGCCUUCAAUAGAACUACUGUAGAUUACUUAUUUUUUACAGUUGACUUUUUGUUUCACUAUGCGCUCAUUUAAAUAUAGGAUUGAUGCAUUUGAUAUUCUCUCUUGUUUAUUUGUUUUCAAAUUUCUGUACUACUGUUUGAUAUGGGAAUUUACUGAAAUAUCAUACUUUUCAUUCGUUUUUUCAUAGUAUCAUAGUUUUAAAAAGUGUUUUAAGAACUAAUGACUGUGUAACUCUCUCACACACACACAUACAUAAAUGUAGUGUAAAAAUAUUUUGUAUAUUGUUUUUGUGUGUUAAUGCAUUUUGAAGGUAAAAGAUUUAGCAGAGGAAUUAGAGCUGUCAGCUAUUCAGUUAUGGCAUCUACAGUAAGCUAAAAAUGGACACUUUAACUUGUAUGAAUGUCUUUGCAGCACCGUUUGUGAAUAUUAAAGUUCAUUAAACAAUUUGUU
Molecule: messenger RNA, 1154 nt
Organism: Onychostoma macrolepis
Lineage: Eukaryota; Metazoa; Chordata; Actinopteri; Cypriniformes; Cyprinidae
Product: natural killer cells antigen CD94
Exons: 6
Coding region: 83-715 (210 amino acids)
Source: RefSeq, a predicted model, not a curated record